AAUUUCUCAUCCAUCUUCCACUAUAAAGUUUUGCUAUCAGUUUGAAAUCCAAAACGAUAACUGGAAAAAUGGGUCUGUCGAAAAAGUCUUAUCUUUCUUUCUCUCUCGUCCUCUUUUCCACCAUAUUUGUUUUAGAAUCGGUAUCUGCUGCUACUUCACCUCCACUUAAGUUUAAAAAUGGAGAAUUUAAGAUUUUGCAAGUUGCAGACAUGCAUUAUGCUGAUGGAAUUACAACACCAUGUGAAGAUGUUUUGGAGAUGAAGGGUUGUUCUGAUCUUAAUACUACUGCUUUCAUUAACAGAAUGAUUAAAGCUGAAAAACCUGAUCUUAUUGUCUUCACUGGAGAUAACAUAUUUGGUCAGGACGCAACUGAUGCAGCGAAAUCUUUAGAUGCCUCAUUUGCACCGGCAAUUGCGGCAGGUAUACCAUGGGCUGCUGUUCUAGGUAACCAUGACAUGGAAUCAACCUUGACCAGAGAAGGGGUGAUGAAACAUAUUGCAGGCAUGCAGCUUACUUUGUCGCAGUUGAACCCUGCAUCUGCUGAUGUUAUUGAUGGUUUUGGAAACUAUAACCUGGAAGUUGCUGGUGCUGAAGGUUCAAGCCUCCAAAACAAGACUGUUCUUAACUUAUACUUCUUGGAUAGUGGAGAUUACUCCACAGUUCCUUCCAUUGGUGGAUACGGAUGGAUCAAAGCUUCCCAACAGUUUUGGUACCAAAAAACCUCGCUCAUGCAACAGAAAGCUUAUAUGAGCAAACCGAAACCACAAAAAGCUCCUGCGCCAGCACUAGCUUACUUUCACAUACCAUUGCCAGAGUACGAAGACCUAGGAUCAAACUUCACCGGCGUGAAAGGAGAGGGGUUAAUUAGCUCACCGUCAGUAAAUUCUGGUUUUUUCACAACCCUGAGAGAUGCAGGGGAUGUGAAAGCCGUCUUCACAGGGCAUGAUCACUUAAAUGACUUUUGUGGUGAGCUCAGUGGUGUACAUCUUUGUUAUGCUGGUGGUUUUGGUUAUCAUGCUUAUGGGUUAAAAGGAUGGUCACGAAGAGCAAGAGUGGUGUCAGUGACUUUGGAAAAAACGAAAACGGGAAAAUGGGGAGCAGUUAACACCAUUCGAACGUGGAAGCGACUCGAUGAUGAAAAUCUUACUACCAUUGAUCCUCAGGUUCUCUUUGCAGGUAAAUAGGUAGUGCAAAGAAGAGAUCGUUGAGAGGAAUAUGAGGAGGGGCCGUGGGGGAAGUUUGUUACAUAGUUAAAGAAGACGAUGUUGCAUUCCAUUACAGAAUUUCCAAGAGAAAAGGAAGUACAGAUUAGAAACAACAAUGUUGUUAAAGCAAUCAUAUAAGAGAAACAAUGCAGGUUUUACGUUUUGUUCUGUGUUUUGCUUCCUGUUCCAUACACCAAGCAGGAAGCUACUAGAAAUCUAGGAUUAUUAGUCCAAGUCAAGUCAAGUUGACUCGACUCGACUCGACUAUCUGUGUCAUAUUAUACUGGCAUAAAUACCUCUCCCCUGUCUGGUAUCAUUACCUCUCCUCUGUCUACGUGUAAGACACCUGAUCAUUGCUCUUAUAAUAAUACAAUACUAUACUAGUAUAACACGCACGCGCGAUGAGCCUGCUAUUGUCAAAAAAAGUCAAACUUUUUGUAAAAUGAA
This is a messenger RNA of Papaver somniferum (opium poppy), 1652 nucleotides long. Its product is annotated as probable inactive purple acid phosphatase 29. The record is from RefSeq and is a predicted model, not a curated record. NCBI's taxonomy places the organism in Eukaryota, Viridiplantae, Streptophyta, Magnoliopsida, Ranunculales, Papaveraceae. Gene Ontology annotation, cellular component: cytoplasm. The transcript has 4 exons. The coding region runs from base 69 to 1184 and encodes 371 amino acids. Gene Ontology annotation, molecular function: hydrolase activity, acting on ester bonds.